UGGGAAUUGUGUAGUGUGUUGCUGAUCUUGUCGAGCCUCGUGUUGAUCUGCUCUGUUCUUUCCAUGCCAUCUCUACGUUCCAUCUCUCCCUCAUCGAUGUCUCUGGAAGGCGGCUUCAUAGAGAUAGGGUAGGUUGCAAGACCUGUCCGUUAUCAGCGACUUGCACUCGCAAUCUAGGCUUCAAGCCAGCAUGCCAGCGAUGUAUAUCGUUCAGAUUUUGCAUGACUUACUGAGAUUCUUCUUGGCAUAACUAAGUCACGGCAUGGAUAGAUCCAGUGUUGCCGUGAGUGCUGUCGCAAACCCCUAGGUCUCCGCGUUGUCUUAUUGUCAUGGAUUUUCCACAUGCAAUUGCAUGUACACACUCAUCCUUCUUGGAUUAAUCACUACAUACAAACAUAUGUAUUAAUCUAUAAAUAUACAUAAGCAUACCUAUGCCCAUCAAGAAGCAGUCUUUUUCUCACCUUGCCCUAUUCUGCCAAAGUGAAUAGUUAGGCGAUGGGAGAAUGGACCGCAUGACGCUAGAGGAGAAAGCAAUAGCAGGUUCCUUCCCAGCCAGAGGUCAGGCAACUUCUGCUCGCUUACGGUCUACAAAAGCUCCCGCUGCUUCGUUUCCCACAACCAUUCUUCUUCUACCCUUCAAUCCCACCCUCAAGAUCCUCACCGUUAUCUCGUGAGUCCUUCGCGAGGUAAGUAUCGAAGAAGUACAAUCUGUUAAUUACGGAUAACCAGUCUUCUCUUGCAACAACGCUCAGGUCAAGAUGUCUUGGGACACUCAUGCGGCUGGUGGUGGUGGUGGUGGUGGUUGGGACGCCGGACCUGCUACGACCUUCAAUGAUCCUACCAAUGGUUCUUUCGGCGAUGGCGGUAACAAUGCUGGUGGUGCCUUUGAUGGUAAUGGUUUCGGCGGCGGUGAUGCCUUCGGUGACUCUGGUGGCGGUGGAGGUGGUCCUUCGGGAGGCUGCUUCAAUUGUGGUCAGGAGGGACACAUGAAGGGUGACUGCCCAAACCCAGCCAAGCCUCGUCCAUGCUUCAACUGUGGUCAAGAAGGACACACCAGCAAGGAGUGCACAAAUGAAGCUGUUCCUCGAGAAUUCUCUGGCACCUGUCGAAUCUGCGAGAAGGUCGGCCACCGUGCUACCGAUUGCCCAGACAAGCCUCCCUCAAUUUGUAAAAACUGCUGCGAGGAAGGACAUGAAAUCGUUGGUUGCAAGAAUCCCCGCAAGAUCGACCGCAGCGACAUCAAGGACGUCUCGGGUGAGGUCGCCUGGCAGAUGAUCAAGCAAGCCGUUUCUGAACGCGAGCUUGACGAUGUCAAGGAUUCCGUCGACAUGUAUGUCAAGGCAUGCCCCGAUGUUACUUACGUCCAACUCGAGGAAGCCUUCCGCACCCAAGAAGUUCCUAUCUAUCUCAUUGCCAUUGAGAAGGAGCUGAGCUCCACUUACACCAACAUGGACCUACAAGGUAACCUUGGCAAGAAGUAUUCUAUCUCCUGGCGUUGGUCCGAUAAGCCCCGUGCUCCCAAGGAGAUGGAAAUUUGGCCAACAACCCCAGAGGAGAACCUUGAGCGAUUGGCUGAUGCAGGUCAACCAAUUGAUUGCAAGAUGCCGAAAUGCUCAAACUGCGAUGAGCUUGGUCAUACUCAGAAAUCUUGCCCUGAAGAGAAGAUGGAGAAGGACCGCGCACAAGUGCAGUGCUACAACUGUGAUCAGAUUGGACACCGUGUUCGUGAUUGCCCAGUCCCUCGCCCUGACAAGUUCGCCUGCCGAAAUUGCAAGAAGUCCGGUCACAGCUCCAAGGAGUGCCCAGAGCCUCGCUCUGCUGAAGGUGUUGAAUGCAAGAAAUGUAAUGAAGUGGGCCAUUUUAGCCGUGACUGCCCUCAGGGAGGCGGAGGUGGUAUGUGCCACAAUUGCGGAGAGACUGGCCAUCGAAAGCAGGAUUGUACCAACGAAAAGGUACUUAUCUGCCGCAAUUGCGAUGGUAUUGGUCAUAUGAGCAAGGAAUGCCCUCAACCAAAGGAUUGGUCUCGUGUCAAGUGCUCGAAUUGCAACGAGAUGGGCCAUACCAAAGUCAAAUGCACCCAACCUCCAAAGGAUGAAGGUGGCAAUACUGGUUUCGGGGGCGACGGCUUCGGAGGAGGGGACAGUGGUUUCUCCAACAAUGCUGAUGCCUUCGGCUCAGGUGAUAGCGGCUUUGCUGCUGCUACUACUGGCGACGAUUACAAUGGGGGAAGUGGUGGAGGCGGUGCAUGGUAAAGGAGUUACCUAAAUUGGACUUCGUCUCUGUCAACUUUCUAUUUGGAUGACAGACAAUGGGUCGGUGUUCAUUAGUUGGGUUCUGCUCGUUGGCUCAUCUUUUGAUCAUAGAUGACGGGUUGCUUUACCUUAUCUGCUUCUUAUCUUGCGAGUUUGCUACCAAAAUGGUGGAUAUGCACAGGACAACAAAUGUUUGAGCUAGCUAGAUACUUUGUCUCUCAGCAAUUAGCAUAAACGAAAGUCCUGCAUACUAGCGA
This is a messenger RNA of Cadophora gregata, 2509 nucleotides long. RefSeq lists its product as uncharacterized. The record is from RefSeq and is a predicted model, not a curated record. NCBI's taxonomy places the organism in Eukaryota, Fungi, Ascomycota, Leotiomycetes, Helotiales, Ploettnerulaceae. The coding region runs from base 759 to 2252 and encodes 497 amino acids. The transcript has 10 exons. Gene Ontology annotation, molecular function: zinc ion binding; nucleic acid binding.